Molecule: messenger RNA, 5695 nt
Organism: Octopus sinensis (East Asian common octopus)
Lineage: Eukaryota; Metazoa; Mollusca; Cephalopoda; Octopoda; Octopodidae
Product: puromycin-sensitive aminopeptidase
Exons: 21
Coding region: 320-2926 (868 amino acids)
Biological process (GO): peptide catabolic process; proteolysis
Cellular component (GO): cytoplasm
Molecular function (GO): peptide binding; zinc ion binding; metalloaminopeptidase activity
Source: RefSeq, a predicted model, not a curated record
CACCCGGGGAUAUACCCCCCCAUUUAUACCGCAUAUUCUCAUUCAUUGCUUGUCUUACAUGUUAUAUAGUCUGCUUUUUUUUUUACACUCUCUCAUUCAAUAACAACAAUCAGUCGACUCCGGCUUGUUGUCACCAUUGCUACUACUACUAUCAUUAUUAUAUAGUUUUCUGAACAAGGCUGCUGCCACUUCAUUCACACCCGGUCUAUAUUCACCAUUGCUGCCACCUGCAUCAACGCCGCCGCCGUCGCUGCUGCCGCCACCAUUGUCAUCCACCACACCAGCAAACAUCAUCGUUAAUUGAAAAAGACCCUGAGACAUGGCUGAGAGACGUCCGUUCGAACACCUACCUUCAACUGUUAUACCCGUCAACUAUGCCCUGCUUUUCAAACCAGAUUUGGAAACAUUCAAGUUCACCGGAUCCGGUGAUAUUGAUGUCCAAAUCAAAGAACCUGUUGAAUCAUUCAAGUUAAAUGCUGCUGAACUUACUGUUUCUAAAGCUUCUUUCAAGUAUGAAGGUGGAGAACCAGUUGACUUGAAAAUUUCCUUUGUUAAGGAAAAUGAAAAUGUCAUAUUCUCUUCUUCCAGUACUUUCAAGGCUGGAUUCGGUGUGCUCCACAUUGAAUUUGCAGGGGAACUCAAUGAUCGAAUGCGAGGUUUUUACCACAGCCAGUACACGGUUUCCAGUGGCAAAGUUGUUCAUUUGGCAGUCACUCAGUUUGAGUCGACAGAUGCCCGUCGUGCAUUCCCUUGCUGGGAUGAACCAUCAUUCAAAGCUACUUUUGACAUCACUUUAGUCUUUCCUAAUCAUUUAACAGGCUUAUCAAAUAUGCCAGUUACUGAAGAGAAAACUCACUCAACUGAUCCCAAGUUGAAGGUGAUGAAGUUUGAAAGGAGUCCUAAAAUGUCAACAUAUUUGUUGGCAUUUAUAAUUGGUGAAUUUGACUACCUGGAAGGUAGAGAUUCAGAUAACGUCCUUGUUCGCGUUUAUACACCAUUGGAGAAGAGGGAUCAAGGACAGUUUGCUCUUGAUGUAACUGUGAAAACACUGCCAUUUUACAAGAGCUACUUCAAUAUUGCCUAUCCACUGCCAAAAAUUGACCUUAUUGCAAUUCCUGAUUUUCUGAGUGGUGCCAUGGAAAACUGGGGUUUGGUGACAUACAGAGAAAAUACUUUGCUCAUUGAUGCAGAAGACUCCUCUGCGAAAUCACGACAGCUUGUUGCACUUGUAAUCGGUCAUGAACUUGCACACAUGUGGUUUGGAAACCUUGUCACUAUGGAAUGGUGGACUCACUUGUGGUUGAACGAAGGUUUUGCCUCUUGGAUUGAAUACCUCUGUGUCGAUAAACUGUUUCCAGAUUUUGAAAUCUGGACCCAGUUUGUCACGUCUGAUCUUGCAGCAGCCCUCAAGCUUGAUGCCUUACACACAAGUCAUCCCAUUGAGGUUCCAGUUGGUCACCCAGCAGAAGUAGAUGAAAUCUUUGAUGCCAUUUCCUAUUGUAAAGGAGCAUCAGUCAUCAGAAUGUUACACAACUACAUUGAAGAUACUGAUUUCAAAAAAGGCAUGAAUUCUUAUCUAACAAAAUUCAUGUACAAGAAUGCUGCAACUGAAGAUCUCUGGGAUGCAUUAGAAAGUGCUAGUGGCAAACCAAUCAAGAGAGUUAUGAGCACUUGGACAUCUCAGAUGGGUUAUCCUGUUGUCAAAGUCAGUGAAACAAAGGAAGAUAAUCGUCGUGUUCUACAUCUGACCCAAAUGAAAUUCUGUGCUGAUGGUAAAACGGGAGAUAAAACUUCAAGAUGGAUGAUUCCUAUUGAUAUUUCAACCUCAUCAAGUAUUCACAAACCAGUCAAGAAAGUUCUGAUGGAAGGUGAAAAGAUGGAAGUGAUUCUUGACAAUGUCAAAACUGAUGAAUGGGUGUUGUUAAACUGUAACUCAGUUGGUGUGUAUCGAGUGCAAUACAGCAGUGACAUGUUACAAUCUCUAUUGAAGGGAAUUGUCAACAAAACCAUUCUCCCUACCAAUAGACUGGCAUUACAGAGUGAUAUGUUUGCUUUGGCUCGUGCUGGUAUGGUGUCAACCGUUGAAGUGCUGAAAUUUGUCCAAUCAUACAAAAACGAAGACAACUACACAGUUUGGAAUGACUUGGCACAGAACCUAACAAAUAUUGCUCUCCUGCUCCAGUACACCAAGUACUAUGACCAGUACAAAGUGUUUGUUCGUAACUUGUUCAGGAAGAUAGCUGCAAAGGUUGGCUGGGAAGCUACAAAAGAAGAGAAUCACUUAACAACAUUAUUAAGGGACUUGGUGCUCUGCCGUAUGGGUCGUUAUGGUGAUGCAGCUGUCUUGGAAGAAUCCCGUAAAAGGUUCCAGGAUCAUGUGUCUGGGGAGAAGAUCCUUCCUGCUGAUCUGAAAUCUCCUGUUUACCUGACAGUUGUCUGUCAUGGAGAUGAAGAAGUAUUGACAUCUAUGUUGGAGUUGUACGAGAAAGCCCAGAUGCAGGAAGAAAUGGUUCGAAUCAGCCGAACAAUUGGUGCAGUUAGUGAGAGUAAGCUUAUCACUCGAGUCCUGGAAUUUGCCAUUUCUGAUAGAGUUCGUAGCCAAGACACAGUUUUUGUGAUUGCUGGUGUAACAGGCACUGUGUUAGGGAGAGAAAUGGCAUGGCAAUUUGUGAGAGAUCACUGGCAGUUUUUCUGCGAGAGAUACCAAGGUGGGGCACUGAUUGCCAGACUCGUUAAGUUCACUACUGAGAAUUUUGCAUCUGAAAAUCGAGCAAAUGAAGUUGAGGAAUUCUUUGCAGCCCACCCAGCUGCUUCUGCAACCCGUAACAUUCAGCAGUCCUGUGAAAAUAUCAGACUGAAUGCCUGGUGGUUAGCUAAUGAGUCAGAUGAAGUUGGUAAAUUUUUAGAUGACAUCAAGGAAGAUUAAGGACAACACACACACACACACAUACAUACAUAAUAUACACACGUAUAUAUACAGUUUUCCUUCUUGUUUAUUUUGUUUUUACCUUUUCUUUUUCCUGUUUCUAUUUUUUUACCUUCUGUAACGGGAGAGAAAGUGUAUUCACUUCAAGCAGUCAUUCAAAUACAUUAGUCCAUAACAUUUCCAGUUCCCUACAAUCUGAUUUUCUCAUCUUUCAGAUGAUGAAAUUUGUCUUCUUUUUUCUCUCUCUCUCUUCACUACAGUUGAAAAUUUAUGCAUGGAAAACAAUAGACAAGAUAGUUUUUUAAUAUCUAAUAAUGCAUGUGACAUUAAAAUGAAAAAUUAACUAGGAUUCGAUAUGUUGCAAUAGAAUAUAUUAGUCAUUAACUAUUUCCUUUCGAAUAAUUUCAAUAUUUUAAUCUUGAAAAUAUUCCAUUUUCUUCUACCAACAAAUAUAAUCUUUUAUGUAUAUUUACUGAGGGAAUCUUACAUAACAUCUUCAGCUGGCUGUGCUUUACUGAUGAGAUCAGAAUAAGACCAGAACCUAUCCCCAUAUACGUUUGGAUUCUGCAUUCUUAUGUCUGGUUCACUAUUGUAUAUUUUCAACACAUACAGUUAUUAUUUAGUAUAUAUUGUUCAAUGAAAUAAACUGUCAAUGCACAGUCAGCUUUUUACUUUUGCUUUCCCCAUCCUUUUGGCCCUUAUUUACUCUAACCUCCCAGUUAGACAGCAGAUACAGGCUUCAGAUAUUUUGGGUCAUUAAGUCAGGCUAAUGUUACUGAGCAUCAAUCCAAUGAUUUCUUUUUUUUUUUUUCUUCCAGCUAAAUUGGAUUGUCUUCAAAGUGACUUCCCAAAUAUCUGCUACAUCUCAGCACCAUCAAAUAUCCACACAUUUUUCACAACUUCUAACUCUUCUUGGUGCUACACCGUUUCCCUACAAUUUGCUUCAAACGGUCACCUCAUCCACCAUUUAUUUUUCUCUCAUGUACAACUAACCUGAAAUCGUGCUUUGUGGUUGUGGAAGUUGGCCGUCCUGACCGGGGUUCAUCUGUGACCUCGAAAUGACCAGUCCAAAACCUCAACACCCAUAUUUUCACCAUGGAGUAAGAUGGGCAGCACUCCUUCAAGACUUCCUUCCUCUUGCCAUGGAUUUCUGCUGCUCCUUUUCCUUGCAAAAAGGGGAACUUCAUGACGCCCCCUACUUGAAUCUUAUCAAAAUCCAUUGUAGGAGCUGCCAUCAUGCGUUAAACCUGCAAAAAAGAGAAAGACACAUUGUAUACCAUCAUGGUAUUUUUUUGCAUAUCUUCUCCUAAAUAGUUGUCCUACCAUCCUUGUAAAGGUAACAGCUCUACCCCUUUUGCAAUACCCUUAAAAUUCCUUGCAGUGUUUGCUUUUGUCCUUUUUACAUUCUAAAGUCAGAUUUUGCCGAGGUAGACUUGUGUCUUUCAUUUUCACAGACUGAGUGUGAUCGACUCAGGUGUUGUGUCUGCAUUUGAGAUAAUUAUUCCCAUUAUCUGGAAAACAAUGAAAUUGAUAGCACCUGGAAGUAUUAAGUUUCGUUCCUCUGCAAAUGACUCUGAAUUUCACCUUCCAUCUUUAUAGGGUCAAUAAAUGGAUUCCAUUUAAGUUCAAUGUCCUAUGAAGAAUCCUCUCAGAGAGGGGCAAGCUGACAAUAUUGUCCAAGUAAUAGAGAAAAUUAUUUGUUUGUUCCCAUUCUUUACAUUUGCAGUUCAAAUCCUGCUGAGGUCUACUUUACCUUCCAUCCACUCCAAGGUUGAUAAAAUAUAAUACCAGUCAACGACUAACUUCACUCUCCCUUCAGAAUUGCUGGCCUUAUGAUGCUGAAAUCCUUAAAUCAUCAUCAUUAUUAUCAUUAGCAUUGCUGCAUCGUAAAUUACAUCCUUUACGCCUUUCUAUUCAGGGAAAUAACCAGGGUUUUUAAGUUUAGAUUAUCAGGUAGGAUCAGUCUUAACUCGCUUGCGGUGGAGAAGUAAAAUGCAUGAAGAUGAUUGCAAAUAUAUACACAUUAAAAUGUGUUGAAAAUAGAAAUACAAAAUAGUUUGCCAACUUACUUCAGCAAUUAAUUCACCUUUAACCUUUCUCAAUACAAUCACCUGUAAUCUCACCUUUUUCAAUCAAAUCACUUGUAACAUCUCUCUUUAGCAAUAAAAUCACCUGUAAUGCCUCUCUCUCUCUCUCUCUCUCUAGCAAUAAAUUCUCUUGUAACCUCUUUCUCUCUCUCUCUAAAAAAAUGUUCUCUUGUUUGACUGGCUUGUAAUGUUGCCUUAUCUUUUAACAAUAAACCCGUCACUACUAAAGAUUUUUAUUUUUGUUCUUGUUUUAUAAAGGACUUUAUCUUGCUUAUGAUGAUGAUUAUUAUUAUUAUUAUUAUUAUUAUUCUUUGAAAAUCACCUGGGAUGUGGUUGUGCUGUAGACAGUUCAGAGCUUUGUUUGUAUUUAAAACUCACAGGUAUAAAUGUGCAAACUUAACUCUGUUUCCACCUUCAGUGCUUGAGAUAGAUUAUGGGGCAGCAGUAAAAUACAAAUUAUUAUCGUUUUUAUUAUUAUUAUAUUAUUACCCAGCUGCACACAACAAUAAUACUUUUCUUUAUAAAAAAUUUAAUCUUCUGCCUGUUCAAAUAAAAAAUCAUUAUUUUUUUAUGAUUUAUCAAAUAUAUAUAUAUAUUUUUUUUUAAUUUGAAGUUUUGAAAUUAAAGAAAGAAAUGAAAUUUGAUAAUAAAACAGGGAUAUCAAGAUGUAUUUAGGAUAGAA